GUUCUGCCGCGGUCUGUGUAAAAGACCUUCUACACUCGCCGUGAGCCUGGGCUACCUGUGGUAUUACCAGCUUCCUGUGGCGUAAAUUCUUAGAAUCAAUCGAUUCAUUGUUCUGUUUGCCGUAAAUGUUGAAACGCAUCGAAUAAUAUGAUGGACCCAUCAGAAGAGCGUGAACUAAACAAGCAGUUGCUAAGAUACCUGAAUGACAAGGUUGCUGUAAGUGCAAGUGAUAGAUCUGAAGCCAGACGCAUCUUGAAUGAAUACAUCACAAAUGGCCAUGUCUGGAGGUUUAUUAUGGAAAACUGCAAAAUUCCUCUUCGUGGAGAUCUUUUGUACACGGGAAGUAUGUACGAUGGACUGAAAACCCAGGCCGCAGAUGAAGUUGAUGUCAUAAUUCCUUUAAAAAUACGAGGAGGGGUUAAGGUGGAGAAAAGGGCCCAGAAUCGUCAAAUCCCACAUGGCUUUGCACGCUUGAAGAUGCUCAGACCUGGGGAGUAUGGCUAUGACAGGUUUGUUGAUUAUGACGACUACCUUAAAGUGGACAGAGUAUAUCAACAUCUGGAGUCCCUCGUCGACAGAGCAAUCAAUCAGUUCGAGAUCAAUGAGGGAAUAUCACUGCGGUCAGUGAAACACGGACCAGCUGUGCAGCUUGAUGUCUACAGAUAUGGCAAGAAGCUGAUGUCCAUUGACUUGGUCAUGGCGUUUGAGGUGUCUGGAGAAUUCUAUGUGACCAAGAAGUACAGUGAACCAGCUCACUCGAUAUUUUCUCGUGAUUUCGAUAUUUCCACCCUCUUUCGGCAGUCUUUUUCUUUGGAAGAGAAAGAGAAAUUCAAUUGCCUAGAUGGUCAAGGGAAUGGCUGUAAAAAAGAGGUGCUAAAGAUCGUGAAAACAAUUGUUUCUACAGACAACUCACAGCUGAGAGGAAACCUGACCAGCUAUCAUCUCAAGAACGCCUUUCUGAGACAUCUUGAUGGAUCUAGACAUCUUUCUGUGGAUUGGAGUAAUAACAUGAUUGGUCAACGAUUUCUUGGCUUCUUGACGUUUCUAGUGGUCGAGCUCGACAGAAACAUUCCAAGCUUCUUUAUACCAGAGAUGACAUUGCUAGAUGUAAUGGAAAAUACAAAAUUGGAAAUGAAAUACAGGUUGCAGAGGAUAAUCAACAGUUCUCAGCUGAGGCGUGAUAUAUUGAAAUGAGAAUCGAUGCAAGAGGUUAACCCAGAGGAGCCGGAUCACACCCAUGAUUCCCAGGGACUGUUGACUCCAGUUGCAAUAAUUGGGGGUGCCGUGAUUGCAGGGGCUGCUGUUGCUGGUACUGCUUUUGUAGCAAAUAGAUAUUUGAGAGAACAAGACGAGAAAACAAGCUCAAAAGCAACGACUACGUCCCCGUCGUCUUCACAACAACAAACGCAGCCGAAGGAUGAAUGCGUGGUGAUGUAACACUACACCUUACUUUUGACUCAACGGUAGCCGUAAUAUCUGCUCUCACUUGAUAUCGAGGGUCCACAACAAACUUGUUAUUUCAUUUUUUUAGAGGAAUCCUAUCUAUAUCCCAAAUAUUGUUUUCUCUUUGUCGAUCGUCACACACACACACACACACGCACACACGCACACGCGUGCGCCGAACCGUGUUUAGGAGGACCGGUAUUUGGAUAAACACCAACGUUCAGAGGACCACCGUAUUUACGAGGACCGACCUCCGGUCCUCGUAACGCUUUUUGUCUAGAACACCGUAAAACGUCGUGCAAUGAUAUCCUAGAGGCUUUUUAAAGUGGUCCUCGUAAACCACCCUGGGCAUGAUUUGUAAGUGUGCAUGAUUUUGGUCCUUCUAAACCACCUUCCGUUAGCUUUUCACUUUUUAUUGCUUUUUCCAGCCAUACUCUAGGAAUCUUAGGUUUUGAGGCUAUCUCACAUAUUAUCAAGGAAUAACAAUUACAAAAAAGUUGUUUUUUCUAGUUUACACUCUUCUUUUUUUUUUUAGCCCCACACACACUUUUUUCAGUGGUCUUCCUAAUGUCGGUGAAAAAACAUGUCGUAGCAACGUCGGUGAAAAAACUUGUUAUAUUUUAAUCAAAUGCAAGUAGGGAAUUAAAUGACACUAUAUAGUUGUUUUGUUCGUUUAUUAGAAUUGCAACAAAUAAAUCAAUUCUAUCACA
Molecule: messenger RNA, 2153 nt
Organism: Nematostella vectensis (starlet sea anemone)
Lineage: Eukaryota; Metazoa; Cnidaria; Anthozoa; Actiniaria; Edwardsiidae
Product: cyclic GMP-AMP synthase-like
Exons: 4
Coding region: 148-1194 (348 amino acids)
Biological process (GO): positive regulation of mitochondrial fission; mitochondrion organization
Cellular component (GO): mitochondrial outer membrane
Source: RefSeq, a predicted model, not a curated record